AUGUUAUCGAUCCCACGACUACAACAGCAACAACUUCAGAUUCAACAACAACUUCAGCACGGCUCUUCACACUCUCACCACCAGUACCCACACACCCACAACUAUCAUACCGACUUUAACUCUGCUACCUACUCGGACUUCUCCAGAUCGAACUACGACGACGAAAUCGCUGCUUUGAGCCAGCAACUUCCUACCGAUCUUAUGCAGCCUGAUACCUGGGGAGCUACUGCGCAGCAGACUCCCAGAUUAUCUCGGGGGGCUCAUCAGCGAGAGUCAUCUUUGUCUUCUCUUGGAUCUUCUACAGCUGGACCUACCUCGCCCUUCAACAACAACAACACCACAUCAAACCCUCAUAUUGCAAUCACCGACGCCAGCGAGCAAAGUAAUUCUUCAUACUACCACCUCGCCAAGUCAAUGGCUCCCUAUUCAGGAUACCAAGCUUGUGGUGGCAUGGAGCAGCAGGCUAUGCCUGAGAUGGCGUACCCAAUUACACUCUCGGGACCGGCUAGCAAGCCAAGAAUGGAUCGGGGUUUGAUGCAAGCUCCGGACUUUUCUUGCGGAUCAACACGCUCACACCCUGCCUCGGUGGCUAGUUCCAUCGCAGGUGAUUCUCCUGCUACACCAACCGUCGGCGAAACGGAAACCGUAGAGAGGAGGCGAAAAGGUAACAUCCCUCGCAACGGAGGCCUCGAGAACCCAAGCUCACAUUGCUAUCCACUAGGCUACGCCAAUGCCCCAAAGCUUGACAGAACCAUGACAGAUGUCUAUGCGGAUGAGCUUUACAGCCCCAACUUUGCCAUCACAUCUACUCCACCUUCACAGGCUCAAUUGCCUGUGUCGCCUACGAACGAUGUGUUCAGCCAGCGACUUCAUGCUGCCAACAGCCAGCAUCUGAAUGCUGCACACUCACCGGCCUCCAGCACCUCACGAGACAGAUCACCUUUCAGAACUGGCUCACCCCUUGCUCCCUCGCCGGCUCACGACUUCGGCAACUCUGGACUCACACAAAGCCUUCCGUUCAACAGUGCUCAGCGUAUGCGUGAGCAGAGCAAAGCUCAACAGGAUGCUCAAUUUAUGCGACAGCAAAUGAGUAUGAAACAGGAACCGGAAACUCCCAAGACUAUUUCACCCAAGGAUGCCAUCCUUGAAUUCACAGAAGUCGAAGGCGACAACAACUUCCCUCUGUUUCCCCCGGGAUCUUCAGGGUUCGAUAUGGAGCAAUUUCCCAAGUCUAUGGUCAGCUCACAGGAGUCGAUGCACGAUGCGCAUGCCCAAGCACACUUCAACUUUAUCCCUACACAUACAGCGAAUGGCAUUUCUGUGCCCCAACAGUACCCAUUCAUCGCACAUGCUCGAAUUAACCACGACACACCACCCCGCUUGAGUUCUGCUGGAUCUAGUUCAAACGACUCGCGAAAUGCUACCCCUGCCACCCGUCCGAGUAGUACUACUGCCGAUGGUGGCACAUACACUUGCACUUAUCAUGGCUGUACUUUAAGAUUUGAGACUCCUGCACAGCUUCAGAAACACAAGCGAGAGGGUCAUCGUCAGACCCAGAAUCUUGGACCUGCUCGCGAAGUGGGCAUGACAUCUACUCUAUUGAACAGCCAGGCAGGACCCCAUCGCUGUGAUCGGAUUAAUCCGAGCACAGGCAAGUCUUGCAACACUAUCUUCUCCAGACCGUAUGACCUCACUCGUCACGAGGACACUAUCCACAACGCUCGCAAGCAAAAGGUGCGAUGCGACCUUUGCACCGAGGAGAAGACGUUCAGUCGCGCGGAUGCUUUGACCAGACAUUAUCGAGUGUGCCAUCCGGACGUGGAACUUCCAGGUAAGCAUCGGCGACGUGCCGGCGCCUGA
This is a messenger RNA of Fusarium sp. VM40, 1860 nucleotides long. NCBI's taxonomy places the organism in Eukaryota, Fungi, Ascomycota, Sordariomycetes, Hypocreales, Nectriaceae. The record is from the annotation of a GenBank genome assembly.